AUGCCUAACAAUGAGACAUUAUCUGAUGAUAACGACGGUUAUGAUGACCAGUGGGUUGGAUUUUUACUAUUAUUAGUAGCAUGUGCAUCAUUUGGCGCUAUGUUUGUUCCAUUAAGGAAGCAGCGGUGCAAAGACGGUAAUAUUUAAAAAUGUAGUACAUAUUUUAGAAAUAUAUAAAUUGAAACCAUUUUCCUUCUCUAAAAAUGUCUUUGUUUGAUCAUAUACUAGUUUCUGACAAUGAUAUAAUUUUUAAAGGUUUUUUUGUGCAAUGGGUACAAUGUGCUGUAGUAUUUUGUUGUGGAUUUGUGAUUUACAUUGUUCGCGACUUUCCACCAUUUGAUCCGAUAGCCAUAAUUGGAGGCUUUUUGUACGCUACCGGCAACAUUUUUUCGGUUCCCAUUAUUGAAAGUGAACUCGGAGUUGGCCUGGGAAUGUUGAUAUGGACUACAGUCCAAGUACGUUGAAGCUUACCCAAAUUUUUGGUUUUUUAUGUGCUUAUUUGUAAGAAUCUUUUAAAAAAUGACGUAAAUUGUAAAAAACCAAAAUUUUACUAAAUAAUAUUAGUUUUAAUGACAAAUCAAAAAUAUGACUAUAUUAAUACGGCUCGUCUAAAACUUGCAUCUUUUAGAUUAUCGUAGGAUGGUGUAUUGCUCGGUUUGGUAUGUUUGGCACAAAAACGCAAGAAGUGAAAAGUCUGCCCUUGAAUUACAUAGGACUGGGUCUUACACUAAUAAGUGGUAUCUUAUUUGUUAUGGUAAAAGGUGAAAAAAAGGGACAUACUAACAACGAAGAACGAAAAGAGACGACAAGUAGACGGUUUAUCACAAAAGCUAAACUAUUGUAUGUAAUUUUUAUGCAACGUUGUUUCCUUAAAACUAAAAAAAUGUGGGAGGGGGAAGAACAAGACUGAUAAGUAAACAAUGUCCAUAAUUUUAGUUAUAUUGGUCUUGCAGUCACAUUGGGGCUGUUACAUGGAUGUAUGUUGACGCCGAUUGUGUACAUCCAAGACAAUAAAACGGGAGCAUCUAAUCACGGUAAUAACGCGAAAACAUAGUAGAGGUUAUAAAAAUAAUCAUAAAAUAAUAACAAGAUUUUUUAGGAUUUAAAAUUAGUAAAUUUAAAAAAAAAUUUAAAAUAUACAUAAUUAAAACUUUAUUUUAGCAAUCGACUAUUUGUUUGUUCAUUUUUCGUCCACUUUUUUCUUUUCUACAGUAUACUUUGUUGUAUAUUGUUUGGUUAGGCGUACUCGUGCUGUAGUCAAUGUUCAGUUGGUUGGUCCGUCAGUUUUAUAUGGUCUAUUGUGGACAUUGGGAAUGUCAUUAUUUAUUAUAUCAAACAGAAUUGUUUCUCAAACUGUUAGUUUUCCUAUUGCGACUAGAGUAAGUAAAAUUAAUCUUUAAUAGCCUUGUACUGAAAAAGAAGAAAUAAUUCGUUGUUUUUAGCUAUAUGUAAUUUUAUUCAAGAGUUUACUCAUAAAUGAAAAAUAACGUAGUAAAAAAACAUUUUUUAGCUUCCUGCUAUAAUUGGUGCUCUUAUAGACGUCUUCAUAUUCAAAACUAUUAAGGUAAUAGUAAAAAAUUAUUUAAAGUUUUACGAAAUUCUUUCAACAUCUAAAGACAAAUUUUUUUAAUUAAAAAUUAAAGAUAUUCAAAACGUUUCAAUUCUAAAAAACUAAUAAAUAUUUUUAUUUUUAAAAUUUAGGGAAAACAAAACUUCAUUGUUUUAUCGUGUGGUAUAUUUAUUGGAGUUGUUGGUGUUGUUUUGGUUGGAAUUUCAAAUCAACUAUAG
Molecule: messenger RNA, 1788 nt
Organism: Bursaphelenchus okinawaensis
Lineage: Eukaryota; Metazoa; Nematoda; Chromadorea; Rhabditida; Aphelenchoididae
Source: the annotation of a GenBank genome assembly